This is a messenger RNA of Penicillium argentinense, 1170 nucleotides long. RefSeq lists its product as uncharacterized. The coding region runs from base 1 to 1170 and encodes 389 amino acids. The transcript is spliced from 4 exons. Lineage: Eukaryota; Fungi; Ascomycota; Eurotiomycetes; Eurotiales; Aspergillaceae. The record is from RefSeq and is a predicted model, not a curated record.
AUGUCAUCGUCGGUCUUCCGGGUUAAAGAGCACAUCAUCAAUUGCCACCAUACAAGAGAGUACCCCGCGGCGACGAAGAACGGCGACACCGAUAUCCCACGACUCGCUGUGAAGCAGUACAUCCCUAUGGACAAUGCCAAUCCGCAGCCGGGUGAUGUGACAAUCGUCGCCGCGCAUGCCAAUGGUUUUCCAAAGAUCGCCGAUGUGUGGAAUCAGGGUCAGUCGGGUAUACUGAACGAGGAUAUACUCGGCAACGACCCGGGCUGGUUCGACCAUUCCAGAGACUUGUUACGCUUGAUUAACGAGAAACAAGACGAAAUGCCACAUCCUCUCAUUGGAAUAGGACACAGCAUGGGCGGGACACAGCUUGCAUACCUAUCGCUGGCGAACCCCCGCCUACUCCGCUCUCUUGUCCUAAUUGACCCAGUCAUUCAGUCUACCAAUGCCGGCAUCAUACCAGGAGUCAGCUCCACAUCUCGCCGCGACGUAUGGCCAUCAAUGGACAAAGCAGUCUCGAGCUUCCGCAGAAGCAAACUCUACCGGUCGUGGGAUCCUCGGGUAUUGCAGCAUUGGAUAGAAUACGGUCUUCGCCCUAUGGAGCCAGAUACACACGCUGCCCCUGACAACUCAAGAAACAACAGCCCAGUUACACUCGCCACCUCAAAACACCAAGAGCUUUUCUUGUACCUCAGGCCGACAUACCGAGAGACCCCCGGCGAAAGAUACACAGAUUACGAACCCUCCACGGACAGAUCACAGCCAGAAAGUUAUCCGUUUUAUCGCCCCGAGCCAAUGCAGAUUUUCCGACGUUUGCCCGAGCUCCGCCCCAGCGUUCUUUACAUUUUCGGCAAGGACUCAUACUUCGCUACUCCUGAGCUUCGAGAGCCUAAGAUUGUUAGGACUGGGACUGGGGUUGGAGGCAGUGGGGGAGUUGCUGCGGGUAGGGUUCAAGAGGCUGUCCUCGAUUGUGGACAUAUGAUUCCCAUGGAGCAAAUUGAGGAAUGUGCAAAAGAAACGGCGAACUUCGUCGCUUCUGAAGCAUCACGAUGGGAAAACGAGAGGAGGGCGUUUGAAGAAUACCAGAAUGCGCGAACGAUGCGCGAACAGAUGACAAUUGAUGAACGGUGGGUGGAUGAAGUCGAUCCAGCGAAGCAUCAGCCUAAGUUGUGA